ACUGUCAAAAUACGGGCAAGCAUCAAGCGCUUGCAGCAGGCCAGAAACACUAAACACAGAACCACCAUCGUAGCAAUUUUGGCAUCAUUUUGCUAAAAUGGGUGAAAUAUGUCGUCUUUGCCUGGACUCGCUGCCCAAAUGUACCGGAAUAUCGAUAAAAAAUGAACAAUUUAAGGAAGAGUUGAAGGCUGCUUUUCGUUUUGAAAUUGAUUAUAAAUCUAACCUACCGGAGCUUGUGUGUGAUCGAUGCCGAGAUACAGUUUCGCAUAUACACACCUACAUCCAGGAUGUGUGGUCCAACCAGCAGAGUUUGCUCUUAGAGGCUAACACUACUGUCGUUCAGCCAGAGGAAUAUUUGGUCGAGAAAGACGUAAGUGACACAAAGUUGUUUGAAAAGGAAGAACUGCCAAAGAUACAGGAACCCGGCGUAGUACAGGAUCUGCAGAUUGAGUUCGUUCAGCCUGAUCCGGAUCCGAUCGGUUUGAAUGAUGACGAUGCUAACGAAAAACGCAACAUUGCCAGUAGUGAGGACGACGAUGAUACGCUGCAAGUGAAGGAAAAGGAACUGGCGGAAACGGCGGAAACGGUGGAUCAACCCAGUAGCAAGAGGGCUAAGACAUCGGUCUCCGAUAAACCGAAAAAGACGCGUGCAAAUCGAAAGGAAAACGACAAGAUCAUCGACGAGUUUUACACCAUGGAGUGUGAGAUCUGUUCGGCACCUGCAAAUAACUUUGGGACGUUGGUAAACCAUUACCGUGCGGAGCACGAUAUGAAGGGCUACGUGCGGUGCUGCGAUAAGCAGUACUUUAAUCGGUCCUACCUGGUAGACCACAUUGCAUCGCACAAAGGAUUAACGCGGUGCGAGAUUUGCGACCGUACUUACAAAACAAUGCGCUACCUGAACCAGCACAUGAGCGAGAGUCACAGCCAGCGAGAUGCAAAACCAUUCAAAUGUACCCAAUGCCAUAUGGCCUACUCGAAGGAGCAUCUGUUGCGAGCGCACAUGCAGAUGCACGUGAAGAAACAGUGCCAGUUUUGCCAGAAGAUGUUGUCCAACCAUUACUCGCUGAAGUUGCACAUCUCUCAGGUGCACAGCGGUGACAAUCAUCAGAUCUGCGCCACGUGCGGCAAACUAUUUCGCACCAGUUUUGCCAUGGAACGGCACAUCAGGCUCCAUCAUCAGCCGCAGCUGGUUAACUGGGAGCAGUGUGAGCAGUGCGAGAAAUGGUUCGACUGCAAGGAGAAUCUAAAGAAGCACGUUCGACUUAGGCACGACGAAAGGGGCCAGUUUCCCUGCGACAAAUGUGAGCACGUGAGCGUUAAUCGCCGGUCACUGGUAUUCCACAAAAACCGUAUACACAAGGAAAGACAGUUGUUUGACUGCAAGCACUGUGGCAAGCAGCUGCUGUCGAAGCUUGGCCUGCGCGAACACUUGGCUACGCAUUCGAAUGUUCCGCUCUACUCGUGCGAGUUCUGUGACGUGACCUUCAACUCGAGUGCUAACAAAUAUAAGCAUUACAAGAGCAAGCACAACAAAGAGUGGCAAGAUCAGAAACACCAAAAACUGUUAGAUAAAAUGUCUGCUGCCCCAGUAGACGUUGAACAAUUGUAAAUUCACGAACAACUCUCCCUUCACUCCAGCUACUCGAUGCAUUAAUGCUUCGUUCAGGGCUGGUCGGGGUCGAUUCAGCACGCUGGUCAAGUAAGAAUAUGUGUCUGUUUGACUAGCUUUCUAUUUGAAGAACUUCUUAAAACCUCAAACAAAGGAUGUAUUCAUUCCAUAUGGCGACUGCACCACGAGACGAGGUCAUUAUGCUAGGUUAUGCUACAGCGCAUAUAAUAUCUCAACGCAAGGUUAGGAUCACAAAGAAUGUUUUGACAUAAUUGUACAAUUGAAACUAUAGGAUUAGAAAAUAUUGAAUAUUUUAACAGAUUGAUGGAAAAAUAAACGUUCAAGACUUCUAUUAUA
Molecule: messenger RNA, 1969 nt
Organism: Anopheles gambiae (African malaria mosquito)
Lineage: Eukaryota; Metazoa; Arthropoda; Insecta; Diptera; Culicidae
Product: transcription factor grauzone
Exons: 2
Coding region: 98-1612 (504 amino acids)
Cellular component (GO): nucleus
Molecular function (GO): zinc ion binding; DNA-binding transcription factor activity
Source: RefSeq, a predicted model, not a curated record